GUGUGUGUGUGUGUGUGUGAGGAGUGGCUCCAUAAACGCUCACACCAAGUAUUCCAGGGUCCUCAGUUGUGAGACGACUCUUUCCCCUGACUCUCAUCACUGGUGCAUUAAAAACGCAAAUGACCGUCUGAAAAAAACUUCACAAAAAAGGCCACCAGAAAGGGUCCAACGAUGGGGUCGGCUCAUGGAUUACUGUGUAUUUUUGUAAUCUCAUCAUACCUCGUCAUGGGUCAUGGCCAAAAAAUUGUGUGCACGCAGGAAGCCAAGGCUGAUAUCGUGUUUUUAGUGGAUGGCUCUGCCAGCAUUGGUCUAAAGAACUUCCAACAGAUACGUGAAUUUCUCACGUCCGUUGUGAAGAACUUUGACAUCAGCCCUAAUAAGGUCAGGGUCGGCAUGGUCCAGUUUAGCGACACGCCAAAAACUGAGUUUUUCCUCAACACCUAUGAGGAAAAGCAGGAGAUUCUUGACUACAUUAAGCGUUUGCCGUAUAAGACCGGUGGCACCAACACGGGCAUGGCCUUGCAGUUCUUGCUGACAAACCACUUUACUGAGCAAGCCGGGAGUCGGGCAAACCAAAUGGUGCCGCAGAUCGCUUUUGUCAUCACAGACGGAAGCUCUCAAGAUGACGUUGAGCCAUACGCUCAGGAGCUGAGGCAGAAGGGAAUCAAAGUGUAUGCCAUCGGAAUCAAAGACGCAGACGAGAAGUUCCUGAAGAAGCUCGCUAGUCAGCCAUAUGAAAAUCAUGUAUACAGCGUGUCUGACUUUACUGCUCUCCAGGAAAUCUCGCUGAGUGUCAGUCGCGAGCUGUGCACCACCGUAGAAGAGGCACAAGGAGAGCGGCAAGAAUGCAGCGAGAUUACCGCAGCAGACAUUGCUUUUCUUGUGGAUUCGUCUGACACCAUUAGCGACACCAAAUUUGGAGAAAUCCGUCGUUUUCUCCAUGCUUUUGUAGAGAGACUUGACGUUGGCAAACAAAAGGUGAGAGUUGGCCUUGCUCAGUUUAGCGACAGACCGUACCAGGAGUUUUUGUUUGGUACAGAUGAAGUCACGAAAGAAGAUCUGCUCAGGAAGCUGCUCAGCAUCACAUAUCGCAAGGGUGGGCCAAAAAGAAUGGGGAUCGCUCUGGACUUCAUUCGGAACAACUACUUCAGCCAAGCUAGACAACAAGUUUCUAAGAUUGCCAUCGUGAUCACAGACGGGGAGUCGAGUGACAAUGUCGAGGCGCCGGCUCAGGAGCUCCGAAAGCAAGGAGUCGUUGUCUUUGUGAUCGAGACUGGACCAGCAAAUAACGCGCAACUCCAAGCCAUUGCUAACAGUCCCCAGAAAGAAUUCUUGUACAGCAUGGACAAUUACCAAAAUUCACUAGACCUGAUUGAGGACCUACGCAGAAGAGUGUGUAUUGCUGUCGAUGACCAAUUACGAGCUUCUUCCCUUAAGUUCGCAGAUGUCUUUUUCCUGGUGGAUAGUACAGCAUCAAGACCAGAGUCCCAACAAAUCAGAACCUUCUUGUCACGACUCGUCAACCAGCUCGCUGUAGACAAGGACGGUAACCAUGUUGGCCUGGCACAGUUCAGCGAAAGCGUUGAAGAGGAAUUUCUGCUCAAUAAUAAUAAGACCAGAAAUGAAAUCUCAUCAGCCAUACGCAAUCUCCGACUUAAGCCUAAAGGCGUGCGUCAAAUUGGAAAAGCAAUCGAACAUGCACGCAAAAACUUCUUCAAUACUUCAACCGGUAGUCGCAUCGCCCAAGGCUUCAAACAGGUCCUGCUGGUGACCAGUGUGGGAAAAUCGAACGACACUGUCAUUCAGCCAUCGCGCACAAUUAAAAAGGACGGAAUACACGUAAUCUCUGUUGGCUUGGGCAAAGCUGAAAUGGACGAGCUGGACGAUAUUUCUAGUCCCACUCAAACCUACAAAAUGACACCACAAACCAAUCUGCAGGUGGUACAGAAAGUCAAGUCUGCGAUUGAAACACAAGACGUGCCCAGUAUAUCCCAAGACUGCAAAUCCGCCAGCAUAGCAGACAUCGUGUUUAUCGUUGAUGAAUCUGGCAACAUGGGACCUGAAAACUUCCAGCUUGUACGCAACUUCCUGAUAAACACCAUUUCAGGGCUCGAUGUAGGCAUCGACAAAGUGAGGAUAGCCAUUGUUCACUACAGCGAUGUUCCCAGGGCCGAUGUUUAUCUGAACACAUUCAGGACCAAGAAUGAAAUUUUGCAGUACAUUCAGAAGCUGUCCUACGGCAGAGGCAAAGCGUACACUGGAGCUGCUCUACGAUUUGCCAAGGACAAUGUAUUCACCAAGGAAAGAGGCAGCCGAAGUGAUGAACAUGUCCAACAGAUCGCAGUGGUCAUCACAGACGGAUGGUCUGCAGACGAAAUCAGCAAUGAGGCAGCAGAGCUGCGUCGCUCAGGCGUUACAGUUUUUGCUCUGGGCAUCAAAAACGUUAAUGUAAACGAACUGAAGGAGAUUGCUUCCUACCCGCCCAGAAAGUUUGUGUUUAACGUAGAGAGUUUCAUUAAGCUCAAUGCAUUGUCGAGUAUGUUAACACAAAGCAUUUGCGGGGGUAUUACCUCUGACUUCAUACCUAUAUUGAAAGAAAUUACACUUCAGAAAGGCUGCAGGUUCACAGCUGAAGCAGACAUCUAUUUCCUACUCGAUGAAUCAGGGAGCAUUUCUUACGAAGACUUUGAUGAAAUGAAAGCUUUUAUUUUAGAGUUCCUUCACAUGUUUGAGAUCGGACCUGAUAAGGUGCGCAUUGGCGUGGUAAAAUUUGCAAGCCAUGCAACCACUGUCUUCCGCCUGGACACUUACAACACAAAGUCUGAGGUGGAAAAAGCAGUGAAAGGCCUAAUAAUGUACGGAGGUGGCACUAGAAUUGAUUUGGGUCUAGAGGCAAUGAUCCCGCUCUUUAGGCAGGCAUCAGAAACGCGCAAGGAUAAGGUUCGCGAAAUACUCAUCAUGAUUACGGAUGGCAAAUCUGAGUCAGUUGGAACGCCAGUGAACAUUCCAGCUGAAGAACUGAGGGGGCAGAACAUCACAAUCUAUGCUAUUGGAGUGAAAGACGCAGACAUGGCCGAACUGGAAGAUGUCUCCGGAAGCCCUAAAAGGACAUUUUAUGUCCAAAACUAUGAUGCCCUUAAGCUAAUUAAAACCAAAGUCCUUAAAGAAAUUUGUUCAUUUGAAGCUUGUGCCGAUCUUUCGGCGGACGUCGUCUUUCUGAUCGACGGUGGGGAUGCUGUUGACGAGCUAGACUUUAAAAAGACAAAGGAACUAAUAGGAUUUGCCGUAGAAAAACUUCCUGUUAAAGAGAACAGAGUGCGACUUGCUGUCGUUCAGUACAGCACAGACACAAUUGUGGAAUUUUCCUUAAAUGCGUUCCACGAUAAAGACUCGUUACAAAAGGAAAUUGCAUCCAUCCAGCAGCUUAAAGGCAAAACCUACACAGGCAAGGCACUCAGUGAGGUUUUACCGGUGUUUCAGGAGGCCAGAGGGGAACGUGCUAGUACUUUGCAGUUCCUAAUACUUGUUACCGAUAGUGUGUCCAAAGAUGACGUAGUACAGCCUUCUAGAGAGCUUAGGGAGCGGAACAUCAACAUUUAUGCUAUCGGUUUGGGACAUGCUAGUAAAUCUCAGUUGCUUAAUAUUUCCGGAUCUUAUGAAAGAGUCUACCUGGACAGCAACUUUGCUUCCCUACAGACCUUGGGUAGUGAGGUUAUCUUCAAGAUUUGCAAUACUGAAUGCAAAAGACCUGAAUUGAUGGAUGUAAUCUUUCUGGUGGAUGGCUCUGGUGGUGCUGAGGACACAAAUUUUCAAGUGAUGAAAAGUUUAUUGGGAGCAGUGGUGAAAAAGGCAGACGUCGGGCAGAAAAGAGUCCGCUUCGGAGCAAUCGUUUAUUCUGACCAGCCUAAAUCCGAGUUCACUCUGAAUCAGUACAACAGCAAGGACAAGGUUCUGGAAGCCAUCUCAGAGAUGCACGCUCCUGGAGGUAGAAGAAACACGGCCCAGGCUCUCAAGUCUGCACUCUCCUACUUUGCGGCGGCACAUGGAGGAAGGCGUUUUCAGCAUGUUCCUCAGGUGCUAUGCUUAAUAACAGACGGUCCAGUCGCUGACUCUGCUGGCCUCACAAAAUGGCCUGAAGAUCUUGCAGGUUCUGAGGUCAACGUGUUCGCAUUUGGGAUGGCAGGAGCCAAUGAGGCUGAGCUCACAAGAAUUACUGGAAAUAACGAAAGAGCCUUCUACGUGGAUAACUACGAGGCUUUUAAAAUGCUGUAUAAACCAAUUAGUCAACAACUCUGCAAUCUGACAAAGCCAGUGUGUGAGAAGGAGUCGGCAGAUCUGGUCAUUUUGAUCGACGGGUCCGAAUCGAUUUCUGUGAAGAACUGGGAAGUUGUAAAGGGCUCCGCGAUCAACAUUGUUAAAAAGCUCGAAAUUGCACCAGACAGAUGGCGGGUUGGCGUGGCUCAGUUUAGUGACAAAGUACUGAAUCACUUCUACCUAGACAAAUACAGCAAUAUAGCAGGAGUGGAACAAGGCAUACAUGACAUUUCCCAAAGAAAACAAGGUACAAACACGUGGCAAGCACUGAAAGAAAUAGGAGACUACUUUACGCCAGAGCAUGGAAGCAGGAUAAAGGAAGGAGUGUCACAGAACUUGCUGCUAAUCACAGAUGGCAAAGCUAAUGACAAAGAGGAUCCAAGUACACUAGCUAAUCUUCGAGCAAAGAACAUUGAGGUAUUUGCUAUUGGGAUUGGGGAUGAUAUAAAUCACCAUGAGCUCAUCAAAAUUGCUGGUUCAAAAGAGCGGGUUUUCUACGAGACCUUUGAGAGUCUUCCAAUGAAGACAACCGCAAGCAAAGUUCUAGAAGCCCUUUGCAAACCAGACAGCGUACCGGAUCCGCAGGGAUGCUCUAUUGACAUUGGCAUUGGAUUUGAUGCAUCAAGCAGGACAAGCUCGCAGCCCCUACUAGGACCACACACAGAGUCCCUUGUUGCUGCAGCUAUUCAUCGUUUAUCCAUGAUUGGUGAACUCUGCUGCGUCGCUGCAGACAAAAUUGAAACCAAGUUUGGCUUCCGCCUUGUCUCUGGCAAAGAUGGCAAAGUUAUGGAUGAUUUUGACUUUGAAAAGUAUGACCAGAACGUGGUCACUAAGGUGCUCAACAUACGGCCUACAACACCUACUGCUUUCAACGCACUUCUUCUAAACUCCUUCAGACAAAAAUUCACUAGCUCGCGGGCUGGAGUGAAGAUGGUUAUACUAUUCACAGAUGGAUUUGAUGAUUCCAUGGAGUCUCUAAAAGCGAGUGCAGAGAGCCUCCGGCAAAGUGGGGUUAAUGCGCUGGUGAUUGUGGCUCUGAAAGACAAUGUGGACCACCAAGCGCUGGAAUUUGGACGAGGUUUCAGCUUUAACAAGCCCCUUUCCAUCAACAUGCUUAACGUGGGCAAUGCACUGCUGGAACAGCUUGAGACAGUGGCAUCAAGAGAGUGCUGCAAUGUGACAUGUACAUGUAGUGGCAAUUCUGGCCUCUUGGGACCCUUUGGGCCCCCGGGACUAAAGGGAGGACCAGGGCCAAAGGGCCAUCCUGGAAUGCCUGGUGAGGAGGGAAGCCCGGGUGAAAGGGGCGAGCCGGGUCUGAACGGAACUCAGGGACACCAAGGCUGCCCUGGAAGAAGAGGCCUCAAGGGAUCGAUAGGGUACACUGGGAAUCGAGGAGAAGAUGGAGAGUUCGGUCUCAUCGGGGUGGACGGUCAACAGGGUGAGUCUGGUGCAGCUGGAAAGGCAGGACUGAAGGGAGAUCCAGGACGCCCAGGUGUAAAGGGAGUUAAAGGAGGUUCUGGCCCGAAGGGAGAACGUGGAGUGAGAGGAGAUCCUGGAAUACCAGGAGCAGACAGCAACAUGCAGGGUCCAAAGGGUGAGCCGGGAUACGCAGGCCUUCCUGGUGUUCAAGGCCCAGAUGGAGCUCCGGGUCAAGCAGGAGAGCGAGGAGAGAAUGGCUUUCCUGGGAAGAAGGGACCACCAGGAACGCCGGGGCCUUCCUCCACUGAACAAGGAGAACGGGGACCAGUGGGUCCCGCCGGUCAGCCGGGAUUGCAGGGUCCUCCUGGGAGAGGUGGAGCCAAAGGAGAGAAAGGUGAUCAAGGUCUACCUGGAGUUCAGGGACUGUAUGGUGCAGCUGGGGAUAAAGGGGCCAAAGGAAAUCCAGGACGCAGAGGGCCACGGGGUCGGCUAGGCGACAUGGGCAGUAAAGGUGACACUGGACCAGAGGGUUUCAGAGGACCACCGGGCCACAUGGGCGCAGACAGUUACGGACCUCCAGGACGUAAAGGACAUAAAGGAAAUCCUGGUUUUCCUGGAUAUCCUGGUUUGCCGGGUGAAGAUGGAACUAAAGGAUCCACUGGAGAAAGAGGACUCAAAGGACACCGAGGACGACCGGGGAACAGUGGAAAUCGGGGACCUCCUGGAGAUCCUGGGGACAAAGGGUUGAUCGGACCCCAGGGUCCUAAAGGAUCAUCAGGAAGCAGUGCGAAAACUGAAUGUGAAUUAGUGAAUUACGUGCGUGAAAACUGCGUUUGCUGUGGAGGUCACACUCAGUGUCCAGGUUACCCUACAGAGCUAGUGAUUGCUCUGGACAUGUCCUCGGACGUAACGUCAGAGGCGUUUGAUAAGAUGCGUUCUACAGCCGUGUCUCUGCUAGAGGACAUCUCCAUUGCUGAGACGAACUGUCCAGUAGGAGCUCGAGUUUCCGUUGUGUCCUACAACAGUCAAACCAGUUAUCUGAUCCGUUUCUCGGACUACCGUCGAAAGAGUCAGCUACUGGAGGCAGUCAAGGGAAUCUCUCUGCAGAGGAGCAGGAACCGCCGCAAUAUGGGCCAGGCCAUACGCUUCAUUGUUGACAACGUCUUCAAACGCGUCCGAAAUGGCAAACUAGUCAGCAAGGCGAUCAUCUUCCUGACAAACGGGGACUCGCAGGACAUCUCAGCCAUCAACACGGGCAUGAUGAAGCUCAAGGCUUCAGAUAUCAAUCUGGGAGUCAUCACCUUCAACGAUGCUCCAAAUGUUCGUCUUGCCAUUCAGGCUGAUGAAACAAGGAGUUUCAAGGUUACUGAUGAAGGGGAAGCCAGAUGGAUUAAAGAGUGUGUCAUCUGUUUUGAUCACUGUAACCCAGACAAGAGGUGUGGCAUAGACUCAAACCCUGAGCCCGAGGAGGUGGAUGUGGACCUAACCGUACUGAUGGACUCCUCUUAUGACCUUCAGGCUGAUCAAUACUCUGGUGUGAAAGAGUUCUUAGUUUCUCUGAUGAACAUAGUAGACGUGAGCAAUGAACCUACCAAAGAGGACGGGAAGGCCAGGAUCGGUGUCUACCAGCAGAGCUCCACUUACCCCAACUCCCACGUUCAGGAAGUGCUCGGACUUGACGCAUUCAAAGACCGUGCCGUGACAGAGAGACACAUUGCUCAAGACAUGCAACAAGCUGGUGGUUCACCACGUCUCGAUUCGGCUCUGGAAUGGAUGAUAACCAAUGUUCUCCUGGAAGCACGGGCACCAAGGAAGAAGCGAAUGGUCCUGAACAUCCUCGGUGAAGAAUCUGGGAGGUUCAUGGACAAAGACGAGCUGAAAUACAUCUCCAUGCUCUCUCAGUGUAACGAUAUUGUGAUGGUCACGCUGACGGUGGGAGAAAAAUUCAGCUGGACUCAGGUAGAAGGUCUCAGCACAUCACCAGUGGAGCAACACCAUAUACCGCUGGGACAGGUGGGGCCGAAGGAACGGAAGUAUGCUCAGAAAUAUUUACGAGCCUUCCUACGCUUGCUUACCAGAGAUAUCUUCCCCAAACCCUCUUCUCUAAAUGACGAGUGCAGCAGUUUUGUUCAAAGGCAGAUUAACCGUUUGCCUUCUGUUCCUCCAAUAAACAGCCAUGACGUUUUCCCGACUGAGGAGACCAUUACGCAAUCUUUUACCGAGUCCUACGCUGAAGCAAGCACAGACGGAUAUCAGGAAACCAUGGCACCGCUUCCGGAAGUGUUCAUGGCACGUCCGGAAAUAUACACUGAGAUAAUUAAGGAAAAAUAUCCAACAUACACGGACACGUAUCCGGAGGGGUUCACAGAUCAAUACGAGGACGCUUACCACAAUGAGUAUCAGGACCAACCUAUGAAGGAGCACACUGCAGUAGACAGUAAAGUGACGCCAGUGAACAGUGAGACGGCCGAGAAGCAAGACGAAAAGGACGCUGCGCACCAAAACGGGCCUGAUGCAUCGAAGGGUGUGUCCAACUAUUUAAAAAUGACCCGAUGCUUGCUGGACAAGGACACUGGGAGGGUGUGUUCGAGCUACGAGUCCAGCUGGUACUACGACCGAAACACUCGGAAAUGCACACACUUCUGGUACGGCGGCUGUGAGGGGAACGACAAUCGCUUCCUGACGGAAACUGAGUGUGAGGAGACGUGCAGGGGAUUAGAUGGUCAAGUUUUUCUCCAGGAUGAACCAUCGAUAGCAACAGAUGUUUGCCAGCUCGAGCAGGACAUGGGCACGUGCUUCAACUUCACGUUGAAAUGGUACUACAACGCGUCUAAGACAGAGUGCAGCCGCUUCUGGUACGGAGGCUGCACGGGCAACGGGAACAGGUUCGACACGCGGGAGGAGUGUGAAGCUCAGUGUCUGAGAGUCAAGAAGAAGCUCUGAACACGUGGCACAUCAGAAACAUCCACUUCAUUUAUGGGGUUAAUUUAAUUCAUUUGUGUGGUCGAGAACUUGUUAAAAGUUCUACUGUCAUAUGUUUCAUGAUUAAUAGAAGAGCAGCACAGAGUAGUAAUCAGUAAUAAGCAGUAAUAAGUCCAGUUUUAAUCACCGUCUGUACAGACAGAAUUGACUGAAGGUUAUCAAAUAUCAGUUAAAAAUGAGACUGAGAUGAAAUGAGCUAUGAAAAAAACAUAAUAUUAACAGCAUAUAGCAAAGAUCAAAACCUGCUUUAUUGAUUUAUCUGAUUUACUGGAUGCUGAAUCAUCAAGAAUGUGUCCUUGUAAAAAUUUAUGAUGGUUUGGUGUGUGUAUAAAGAUUUAAUGUCACUAACUUUGGCUCAUUUUUGUUAUGACUGAAGUUAUUAAGUGCGGUGUCCACUGUUAAAAGGUAGCCAAAAAAUAAAAAUUAAUAAAAUAAAAACCAUCUACACUUUGAAACUA
Molecule: messenger RNA, 9173 nt
Organism: Pangasianodon hypophthalmus (striped catfish)
Lineage: Eukaryota; Metazoa; Chordata; Actinopteri; Siluriformes; Pangasiidae
Product: collagen alpha-4(VI) chain
Exons: 43
Coding region: 172-8676 (2834 amino acids)
Molecular function (GO): serine-type endopeptidase inhibitor activity
Source: RefSeq, a predicted model, not a curated record